AUGUCGUCAGACGAGAUCGUGUGGCAGGUAAUCAACCAGCAAUUCUGCUCGUUCAAGUUAAAACUAAGCAGUAAAGAUCAAACUUUUUGUCGCAACGAGUACAACCUCACAGGCUUCUGCAACCGCCAGUCCUGCCCGCUGGCUAAUUCCCGCUAUGCCACCGUCCGGCCAGAUCCCCAGACCGGUGCCCUAUGCCUCUUCAUCAAAACUCCAGAACGCACUCAUUUGCCCUCAAAGUGGUGGGAAAAGAUACGUCUCCCCAACAACUACGAAAAGGCACUUUUAGCCCUCGACGAGAAAUUGCAAUACUGGCCCAAAUUCUACAUCCAUAAAUGCAAACAGAGGCUUACGAGGCUGACGCAAGUGAGGAUCCGCGAAAGGAAUAUCGCGAAGGAGGAAGUGAGAAUUGGUGAGAAGAACAUCCCGAGAUUGGCGCCAAAGGUGAGACGGAGGGAGGAGACGAGAGAGCGGAAAGCAGAAAGUGCGGCGAAAGUGGAGAGGGAGAUUGAACGGGAACUUAUGGAGCGGCUGACGAGUGGAGCGUACGGUGAUCGACCGCUCAACAUCGAAGAGGGUUUGUGGAGGAAAGUUCUGAGAGGACUCGAGAGGAGGGAAAAGGGUGAGGAGUUGCUGGAUGAAGAACUGGAGGAGGAGAAUGAGGAAGAACUGGAGGCAGAGGUGGAGUACGUUUCCGAUCUGGAGGAGAGCGAAAAUGAAAUGGAGCAGGAGAUGGAGGACUUUGACGACUGGCUUGGCGGAGAGAGUCCUGAUGAAGAGGAUGAAGACUCCAGUGAGGAUCCUGGAGAGGACGAGGAUGAGAGCGAAGACAGCGACGAGGACGAAGAUGGCGAAGGUGCAUUGGGCAAGAAGCGGAAACGACAUACAAGGCAACCACCAAAGCCACAGAAGAAGCCUCGCGGUCGUGUGGAGAUUGAGUAUGAGGCUGAGCCGCCAUUGAAAGAGACAAUAUUGGCCUAG
Molecule: messenger RNA, 978 nt
Organism: Cladophialophora bantiana CBS 173.52
Lineage: Eukaryota; Fungi; Ascomycota; Eurotiomycetes; Chaetothyriales; Herpotrichiellaceae
Exons: 2
Coding region: 1-978 (325 amino acids)
Biological process (GO): maturation of 5.8S rRNA; maturation of LSU-rRNA
Cellular component (GO): nucleolus; preribosome, large subunit precursor
Source: RefSeq, a predicted model, not a curated record